This is a messenger RNA of Cydia fagiglandana, 1275 nucleotides long. Its product is annotated as ethanolaminephosphotransferase 1-like. Gene Ontology annotation, cellular component: Golgi apparatus; endoplasmic reticulum membrane. The record is from RefSeq and is a predicted model, not a curated record. The transcript has 9 exons. Gene Ontology annotation, biological process: phosphatidylethanolamine biosynthetic process. Lineage: Eukaryota; Metazoa; Arthropoda; Insecta; Lepidoptera; Tortricidae. Bases 40 to 1248 code for a protein of 402 amino acids. Gene Ontology annotation, molecular function: ethanolaminephosphotransferase activity.
GUGAAUUUGUGACAUAGAAUUAUCAGAUUAGCACAAACCAUGGGAAGUGCAAGCAUUUUUGACUAUAAGUAUUUGACUAAGACGCAUUUAAAAGGAUUCGAUAAUUAUAAGUACAGUGCGAUAGACACAAGCCCGCUCAGCCAAUAUGUGAUGCACCCAUUUUGGAACACCGUCGUCAAGUUUAUACCAAGAUGGAUAGCACCGAAUCUCCUAACGUUUGCUGGAUUCCUGUGCAUGGUAGCAAGCGUAGUUUUAUUAUUUAUCUACGACUAUGAUUUCACUGCGUCAGGAGCGCCACAAGGAUAUGAACAGGUCGCAGAAGGAAUCCCUUUAUGGGUGUUCACGGCUUGUGGGGUGCUAUUGUUUUUGGCCUACAAUUUAGAUGGAAUCGACGGGAAACAGGCACGGCGUAUCGGCGUGUCAGGACCGCUGGGAGAGAUGUUCGACCAUGGCCUGGACUCCUACAUAGUGUUCUUCAUUCCCUUCAGCCUGAUCUCCGUCAUGGGCCGGGGUGACUGGUCCAUCCCCACGUUUAGAGGAUACCUGGCGGUGGCGAGCGUGGUGCUCAACUUCUACGUGAGCCACUGGGAGAAGUACAACACCGGCACCCUGUACCUGCCCUGGGGCUACGACCUUAGCAUGUGGGUGUGUUCAAUCUUCUUCCUCCUGGCCGGCGCUCGUGGCGCCGACGUGUACAAGUUCCACAUCUUCGGCGAGGUCACCUUCGUGCAAGGGCUGGAGGUCGCCAUACACGCCACAGGACUCUUCACCACGCUGCCGAUCGCCGUCUAUAACGUGUAUCUGUCAUACAAGAACCGCACGCUUAAGACGAACUCCUUCCUCGGAAUGCUGCGACCCGCGUGGUCGAUCGUCGCGCUAACGACAGCCAUGACGGUAUGGGCUCUCAAGUCUCCCCUGGAUGUCGUGGAGUACGACCCUAGGGCGUUCCUGCUGCUCUUUGGCACCCUGUUUAGUAACAUUGCUAGUCGCCUAAUAGUCGCGGAGAUGAGCGAACAGCGCUGCGACCUGAUCACCUGGGUGCUCUGGCCCCUGUUCGUCGGAGUAUCCGUGUCCUUGUGGGUGCCAGCUUUGGAGGCAGCGGUGCUUUACACUCUCCUGCCUUUCAGCAUACUCGCACAUGUGCAUUACGGGGUUUGCGUGGUUCGUCAAAUGUGCCAACAUUUCGGUGUGAGCUGCUUCACCGUGCCACGGAUUAAGGCAAUGAAGAUACAGAAGAGAAAAAAGUAGCUGAGAAAUAACACAAUAAGUAAAUUU